CUGGUUCUGAGCACUGCCUUUUUACCAAGAUGACGUGUGCUUUGCAGUUAUUUUGUGUUCUGCUUCUGGCUCUACAACAAGCAAGGAGCAGCGAUCAAGAAGAACCCUCUAAAUACUGGGUCUUCAGACCGAACGUCAUCGUCCUGGAUGUUGACCUCACCAAGAGCACUUCCUCUCACGUCGAGCUGAGCUGUGGAGAGGCCCACCAGCUCCGGGAUGUCCACUGGAAGAAGGACAACCGGAAAUUGAGAGAACGCGGGAACGUGAUCACGGUGGAGGUGGUGGAGAUGUUCGGUGGGAAUUACACCUGCCACGACAGCUCUGGCGCCACGCUCAACCACACCCUGGUCCUGGUGCAGGAGACGAAUAACGAGAAAGGUCCCUUCCCCAAGACCAUCCUCAAGAACGAAGAAAACAACUACAUUACCUGCAAAGCGAAAAACUACUCGGGAGACUUCGAGUGCUCUUGGCAGCUGCAGGAGAAUCGUGAAGAUGCCACGCUGUUCGUCUCUGCAGAGCGGCUGGCGUCAUCAGAGGUGAGCAGCAUCUCCUGCACUAUGGAUGAACAUGAGUCCAAAGCAAGCUGUCAAGACUCCUCCUUCUGCCCGUACAGAGAGGAGCGCGACCGGAUCAAUUUUACUCUGUACGCUACGCACCUGUACCGCUUUGAAGAGUAUUCUAAAGUCUUCUACAUUCAUGAAAUCUUGAAGCCCGACAGCCCUGAAAACUUGAAGGUUUGUCGGAUUAACGUGACGUGGGAUUACCCCGCAAACUGGAAGCACAGCCGCUCCUACUUCCCUCUCACAUUCCAGGUCAAAGUGGUGAAAGGCAGCUGUGACAGUCUGCAGGCUCAGCCAACUGGCACCGACGAGGCCACUUCCCUAAAAUUGUCAAAGAAAUACAGACACAAGGGAAACAGCAUCUGCGUCCGCGCCAAAGACAUGUUCUGUGAUUCAGCCUGGAGUGACUGGAAGCAGGCAAACCAUGAACCGCAAAGAAGAAAAAGAAAUCCCGCGCAUAGCCAUCACAGGCCCCAGGGUUUCUCACAGUGAGAAAAGGCACGAGAGGAGAAGUGUGAUCCUUCCAGAUAUCUGAAAUAGCAGCUUCACCUGUUUUUUUUUCUUUCAUUGUUAGAAAACGCAUUAUCCUCGGAUGUUUUCCCUUGCACGAGCACAGCACUAAAUCCGUAACUCCAGGUUUUACAAUACAAUUCUGCAUUUAUUUAAAAAAAAACUGUUUCAGACCACAAAAGGUUAAACCCUGGUUUGUCUUCUAUGAUAAAUCACCAUACAGCUGUGCUCUGAGCAGAUACAAAUGUCCUUGAGCAGUAGAAUUUCCCAGGUAUCAAUGAUUAAGCUUUCCUUUUCUCCUCUGUAGUGUAAAAACUAGAGACGCUAUUUAUAUCUAAUAAUUAUGUUUUGAACAAUAUACUGUUCCAUUUACUGAAGACUGAUAAGCUGUGUACAGAUGUGAAACCAUGCCAUGAAUGAUAAUGUUCAAUGACACAGAUAAGUAUAUUUUGAUAUUUUAUCAUAAGCUUGCAUGAAUGAAUGUCCUACCUUAUUUAUUAUUUGCUUUAUUUAUAUAUUUAUUGGUGAGAAAUGUUAGUUAUCGCUGCUCAUUAAAAACGUGUAUUCAUUUGAAACUCAAGAAAGUGACAAAUUGCCAUAACUCAAAGGAAAUGUAAAUGAAAUGUAAUACCUGCUGAUGUUUUGAAUGUAAACUUUUUAUUUAGAACUCCACUGUAGACUUCAUAAAACCACUUUAUUACUGUAACACAUCUGUUAGGUUCUUUCAAACUAAUGCUUAAUAUUUGACUAGUGAAACAUGUGGGAUAUAUAAUUAAUUGCUAGCAACUAGUAAUCUAGUAUCUAGUUCGGUGUUAUAUAGGAAUUGCCCAUUAUUUGUUAAAUCCUUAAGUGUCACUCAUAAAUAACAAUCCCAUUAUUUACAGGUGACCAUGAAAUAAAGUGUUAAACAGCACAUUUGAAUAAGAAUGACUUUUUCAUAAGGACCUUUCUUGUACUGACCGAUUCUGUACAUUUCUGUGUGAUUUAUUUAAUAAAUUCCUUUUA
Lepisosteus oculatus (spotted gar) is the source of this 2075-nucleotide messenger RNA. It is a transcript of the gene il12ba, whose product is annotated as interleukin 12Ba. Gene Ontology annotation, molecular function: protein binding. Lineage: Eukaryota; Metazoa; Chordata; Actinopteri; Semionotiformes; Lepisosteidae. The record is from RefSeq and is a predicted model, not a curated record.